This is a messenger RNA of Mucor mucedo, 1959 nucleotides long. Its product is annotated as amino acid permease/ SLC12A domain-containing protein. Gene Ontology annotation, cellular component: membrane. Gene Ontology annotation, biological process: amino acid transmembrane transport. Gene Ontology annotation, molecular function: amino acid transmembrane transporter activity. NCBI's taxonomy places the organism in Eukaryota, Fungi, Mucoromycota, Mucoromycetes, Mucorales, Mucoraceae. The record is from RefSeq and is a predicted model, not a curated record. The coding region runs from base 209 to 1837 and encodes 542 amino acids. The transcript has a single exon.
AUUAAUUCCUUUUUUUUUUUUUAAACAAAAAAAAAAAAGCCUUUCUAUUUUACACACACUCUCUCUUUCUUUUUAUUAAGUAAUAUCCUACAAAUCCGGGUCACUGGCCUCUACUCGUAAAAACAAAGUAAAUCAAACGACAUAACUCUCUCUUUUUUUCUUUGUUACAAGAAAAAUUACAACAUACAACAUAAUAUACAAAUCUAGUAUGGCUCAAGAUAACGAAAAAAUUCAAGUCAAUGAUCAGACGAUCAUUGAAGAUGUUCAAAGCUUCACCUCCGAUGACUCCUCUAAAGAAAAGGGUCAUACCUUGAAGCGUGGUUUGAAGGCUCGUCACAUUCAAAUGAUCGCCCUCGGUGGUACUAUCGGUACAGGUUUAUUCAUGGCUUCUGGUAAAGCUAUUGCCAAUGGUGGCCCCGGUGGUGCUAUUGUUGCUUAUGCCUUGGUUGGUCUCCUCGUCUUUUGUGUCAUGAUGAGUUUAGGUGAAAUGGCCGCUUAUAUUCCUGUCGCUGGUUCUUUCUCUCAUUUUGCUACUCGUUUCGCUGAUCCCUCUCUUGGCUUCAUGGUCGGUUGGGUUUAUUGGGCCAAUUGGGCCGUUGGUGUCGCUGUCGAAUUGACUGGUGUAGCAAUGAUUAUGGAAUAUUGGAUCACAAGUGUAAACAGUGUUGUCUGGUCUGUCAUCUGUCUUGUCAUUCUCGUCGCUAUCAAUGUCUUUUCUGUUAAAGGUUAUGGUGAAAUCGAAUAUUGGAUUUCUUUCAUCAAAAUCGUAGUCGUUGUCAUCUUCAUUAUCGUUGGUAUCUGUGUUGAUACUGGUGCUGUUGGUGGUGUUAAUUAUGGUGUAUCCAACUUCCAUUUACCUGGUGGUGCUUUCCCUAACGGUUUCCUCGGUGUAUUCAAUGUCUUCAUUACUGCUGCCUUCUCCUUCAAUGGUGUUGAAAUUGUUGGUAUCACUGCUGGUGAAUCUGCUAACCCUCAUAAGACCGUACCUGCUGCUGUCAAGCAAGUCUUUUAUCGUAUCGUCUUGUUCUAUAUCCUUUCAAUUCUCAUUAUUGGUCUUGUUAUCCCUUAUACCGAUCCUAACCUCUUGCAAGGUUCUGAUAACAUUUCAGUUUCUCCUUUCACUCUUGUCUUCCAAAAGGCUGGUGCUGCUUGGGCUGCUGAUAUGAUGAACGCCAUUAUUUUGAUUACCAUGAUCUCUGCUGGUAACUCUGGUGUCUACUCUUCUUCUCGUACUCUUUUAGCUUUAGCUACUGAUGGUUAUGCACCUCACUUCUUCUGUUUCGUUAACCGUUGGGGUAUUCCUAUCUGGUCCGUUUUGGCUACUUGUGCUAUUGGUUGUCUUGCUUUCUUGACUUCUCUCUUUGGUUCCGGUGUUGUCUUCACCUGGUUGACUUGCCUUACUUCUCUUGCCGGUUUGAUCACCUGGGUUACUAUCUCUGUUACCCAUAUUCGUUUCCGUCAAGGUUAUCUUUCACAAGGCCGUUCUAUCACCGCACUUCCUUAUGUUGCUCCCUUCUUCCCCUUCUGUGAUAUCUUUGUGAUUAUUGCUGGUACCAUCAUUAUCUUUGGUCAAGGUUACAAGUCCUUUAUUGCACCUAUUACACCCACUGGUGUGAUUUCUACUUAUAUUGGUUUGAUCUUGGCUGUUGUGCUUUAUGCCGUACAUAAGAUUUGGAAGCGACCUUCAUUUGUCAAGAACUCUGAAAUGGACUUCGAAACCGGUACUUUGCAAGAAACUGUCAUGAAUAUUCGUGAAGAUGAAGGUUUAGAUGCCAAUGGUAACCCCAUUCCUAAGUGGAAGCAAAUCUGGUCCAAGGUCAUUGAUAUUAUUGCUUAAUAUUCUAUAUCCACCUUUUACUCUCAUUUUUUCUCUUUAUUAUUAUUAUUAUUAUUAUUGUAAAUAUGUUUUUCAACAACAUAUCCCUUAUUAUUAGUGUACAUAUAUUCUCUUAUCCAUUC